AGCUCCACAACCCUAAUAAGCUUGGCUGCCAUUAGCAGUCUCCACUGCACUGAGCAAAUUCAUCCAUCAGGUCAGUCCGUCCAUGGCCGUGUCGACGACGGUUCUGUCGUCACUGCUGCUCCUCGUGUGCUUCUGCUGCGAUGCCUUCCUCCCUUCGCUAGCCUCCUCCGAGGAGAACUUCCUUGGAUGCCUGUCGGAGAAGAUACCGGGCGAGCUCCUGUACACGCAGAGCUCGAGCGGCUUCAUGUCCGUACUGACGGCGUCCGUCCAGAACGCCAGGUUCGCGACCAACGCCACGGUGCGGCCGGCGUGCAUCGUCACGGCGUCCGACGUCGCCCACGUCCAGGACGCUGUGCGGUGCGGCCGCCGCCACGGCGUGCGCCUCCGCGUGCGCAGCGGCGGGCACGACUACGAGGGCCUCUCGUACCGGUCCGUCCGCGCCGAGGUGUUCGCGGUGCUGGACCUCGCGAGGCUGCGCGCCGUGCGCGUCCGUCCCGGGGAGGCCUCCGCGUGGGUGGACUCCGGCGCCACGCUGGGGGAGCUCUACUACGCCGUCGGCAUGGCCAGCCCCACGCUGGCGUUCCCUGGCGGCGCGUGCCCGACGGUCGGCGUCGGAGGGUUCCUGAGCGGAGGCGGCAUCGGCCUGAUGAUGCGCAAGUUCGGCACCGGCGCGGACAACGUCCUCGACGCCAGGGUCGUCAACGCCGACGGCGACCUCCUCGACAGGGCGGCCAUGGGGGAGGAUCUGUUCUGGGCCAUCCGGGGCGGAGGCGGCGAGAGCUUCGGCGUGGUGGUGUCGUGGAAGCUGAAGCUCUCCGUCGUCCCUCGGACGGUGACGGUGGCCAAAACCGACAGGGCCUUCGACGAGAGCACCGCCGCCGUGCUCGCGAAAUGGGAGACGUUCGCGCUGAGGCCGUUCAUCCCGGACCUGACCAUCCGCGCCGUGGCGCAGGGCAACAGGACCGUCUUCCAGACCCUCUUCCUCGGCAGCUGCUCGCGGCUGGUGGGCAAGAUGGACGCCUUCUUCCCGGAGCUGGGCACGAGGGCGGGCGACUGCAGGGAGAUGAGCUGGGCGCGCGCCAUGGCGUUCAUCACCCUGAGCAGCUCCGACAUCAACGUCCCCCUGGAGGGGAUGCUGAACCGCACCAACAACCUGGGCACCUACGUGAAGAACAAGUCGGACUACGUGCGGUGCGCCGUGGGCAAGGCGGGGUGGGAGAGCAUCUACCGGGAGCACCUCUCCCGGAACGGCGCCCUGAUGAUGAUCAUGGAGCCGCACGGCGGCGUGGUCGGCAGCGUCGUCCCGGACUCCUUCACGCCGUACCCGCACCGCAGCGGCGUGCUCUACAACAUCCAGUACGUGGCCUUCUGGUGGGCGGACGGCGGCGCGGCGGAGGCGGCCAACGGGUGGAUCAACGGGCUGUACGGGUUCAUGGAGCCGCUGGUGAGCAGCAACCCGAGGGAGGCGUUCGUGAACUACCGCGACCUGGACAUCGGGCAGAACGCGGUGGGCGACGACGGCGUGACGACGUACGAGAGCGGGAGGGUUUGGGGGGAGAAGUACUUCAUGGGGAACUUCCACCGGCUGGCGACGGUGAAGGGGAAGGUGGAUCCCGGCGACUACUUCAGGAACGAGCAGAGCAUCCCGCCGUUCCUACCCGUCUAGCCUUUCCUUCCUGCAACGAGUGAACUUCUUAAAAGAAAAAAAAAGAGAAGCUGUAACGAUUGAAGGCUGAAGAGUGCGGAUUCACGUGUACGCCAGCCAACAUGCUUGAAUGUCACAUUGUGUUUGUCUUGAAUAAGGAAUAAAGAUCGGGACCGAUUAUAUGUCA
Molecule: messenger RNA, 1832 nt
Organism: Aegilops tauschii subsp. strangulata
Lineage: Eukaryota; Viridiplantae; Streptophyta; Magnoliopsida; Poales; Poaceae
Product: berberine bridge enzyme-like Cyn d 4
Molecular function (GO): FAD binding; oxidoreductase activity
Source: RefSeq, a predicted model, not a curated record